Acanthoscelides obtectus is the source of this 937-nucleotide messenger RNA. NCBI's taxonomy places the organism in Eukaryota, Metazoa, Arthropoda, Insecta, Coleoptera, Chrysomelidae. The record is from the annotation of a GenBank genome assembly.
AUGCUUAGUCCUCACAAUUACACGCAUACCACUACUACCAGGAAGCAAUACAUACAUUUCUUAAGCUCUGUAAACUUAUAUUUUAAGCUAUGUGGGAGCAUCUACGACAGUACCAAUAUUUGUAGAACAUAGAGUACGUAUAGUCUGCGAAAACAUAAAUCUCGAAAACUUUAUAAUAAAUAGCUUUGAAAUAAAGAAAUCUCAGAAUACUCUUCGAAGUGAAGCAAGGUUAAAACUUGACAACCUCAAAAAUUAUGAUAUUUGAUCAAGUUUGAGCAUUGAAUAUACACAUUUUUACGGCUUUUCAGACACUAAAUCGCUUAUAAUUCGGAAACAGUAAGCUUUAGACAAAAGUUAAUGGAAGCCUUGUUUGCUCGAAAUGAUCCAAAAAAAACAGCAAAAAAUUGUAAUUCAUUUAGAAAAAUUGUUUACAUAAAUUUGACCUGGGUUACGAGCUGGUAUAUUCGAUGAUUAAAAACUCUAUUGAAAAUUAUAACUCUUGAAGUAACCAAUAAUCUAAUUAAAAGUUUAUAUCUUGCUCUACAAUACCUUGAAGAGUGUUUUGUGAUAAGUUUAUUUGAAAACGACUUCAACAUUGUUUUUCAGCUCAAAAUUUGCUAACUUUUGGUUAUCGAAUACUGCACACUGACAGCUGGCAUUCGUACCAAUGUAUCACCGUCCACAACAGUAACGAGUGCCUUUGAUACCUUGUUGCUUAAGAGUAGCAAAGCCAUCGUUCGUGAUCGGUGCUUGGAAAGAGCUAACUUUACAUUUCCUGCUGUGAACAAUAACAGAAAACAUGGAUUAGUGCAUUCUUCCGUUCCAGAAAUUUGAGGACCGAUAACAGUCGUAUUAGGUUUAAGCAGAUGAGACUGACAAAAAACGUAAGGUGACAUCAUAGACAAAUAGAAAAGGAUAGAACAAAUCUUGAUUCGGU